ACAAGACACAGUUGCUGCUGUUGCUGUUAGCAAUGCUCGCAUUGCUGGCCACAGCCAUGUCGACAAACAGCAACAACAGCAACAUUCAAUGUAACUGCAAAUGCAAACGAUGAAACCAAAGAUAAUCGCAGCACAGCCAAGCAAUUGCAAUUUGACGGAAUUAGUGCCAAUAAUAUGUCGUCUAGCACGCCCACUGCCACGCCCACAGGCCUGCGUGACAACGUCAUGCUGCCCUCUUCAGAUCCCGAACGUGAGGCUCAAAUACUCUACGAGAAAUCAUUGCAGGAAUACCACGGCAGUCAGCUCCUCACCACGGCAACAACUGACGACGACGACGCUGGCAGCGACGCCGACGUUAGCAGCGGCAGCGGCAGCAAGACGCCCACGCGUACGCUCCAUAGCGUCUGUGAGCUCUGGCUGCAGAAGCAUUGCCACUGCAGCGGCAGCCUGGAGAGUCUGAAGCUCAGUUGCCGCAGCAUCGGCAUCCUGGCUGUGCCCGUUAAUUUGCCCAGCGAGACUUUAGUGCUCGACUUGGGCAACAAUAACUUGACCAAACUGGAGGCCAACUCAUUUUUUAUGGUGCCAAAUCUAGAAGAGCUAACUCUGUCCGACAAUAGCAUCAUUAAUAUGGAUCCGUACGCGUUUUAUGGCCUCGCCAAACUGAAGCGUUUAAGUUUGCAAAAUUGUGGCCUCAAGUCGCUGGCAGCGCAUUCCUUUCAAGGACUCACUCAGCUGCUCAGCCUUCAGUUGAACGGCAACGCCCUGGUCACCCUUGGAAAUUGCCUUAGCAACCUGCAAAAGCUGCGCACAUUGCGCCUCGAGGGCAAUCUGUUCUAUCGCAUUCCAACCGACGCUUUGGCCGGACUCAGAACACUCGAAGCACUCAAUUUGGGCAGCAAUUUGUUGACAAUAAUAAACGAUGAGGACUUUCCCCGCAUGCCAAACUUGCUCUUGCUCUUACUGAAGCGAAAUCAAAUCAUGAAAAUCUCUGCGGGCGCUUUCAAGAAUUUAACGGCUUUAAAAGUUUUAGAACUGGAUGAUAAUUUAAUAAGCAGCUUGCCCGAAGGACUCAGCAAAUUGACGCAGCUGCAGGAGCUGUAAGUAUCUAUAACACAGGUGUUCAUUUUGUCGGAUGUGCGCACCUUGCGAAAGUUUCCCGAACUGGAGGCCUGUCAUGCGCUGGAGAUACUUAAACUAGAUCGGGCCGGCAUACAGGAGGUGCCAUUAAAUCUAUGUCGUCAGACACCAAGACUGAAGAGUUUAGAACUUAAAACCAAUUCCCUGAAAAUCAUCCCAAAUUUAAGUAGCUGCAGAGACUUAAGGCUGUUAGAUCUAUAAAAAAAAAAAAAAAAAACGAGUAAUCAAAUUGAAACGCUACAAGGACGUCCUUUUUAUGGCUUGAAGCAGCUGCACGAUCUGCUGCUGUCGUAUAAUCGCAUCAAGGCCUUGCCACAGGAUGCCUUUCAAGGCAUUCCCAAGCUGCAGUUGCUUGAUCUGGAGGGCAAUGAGAUUGCUUUCAUACACAAAGAUGCCUUUGCUGCAUUUACAGCGCUGGAAGAUCUCAACUUGGGCAACAAUAUAUUCCCACAUCUGCCCGAGGCAGGACUCAGAGGCUUACUACACCUCAAAACAUUCAACAAUCCAAAGCUGCGUGAAUUUCCGCCACCAGAUACAUUUCCACGCAUUCAAACUCUGAUCUUAUCGUAUGCUUAUCACUGCUGCGCUUUUCUACCCCUCGUGGCCAUGUCCGCUCAACGGAAGACUUCUCAAGUCCAGGAGACAGUGCUCUUUCCCACUGACGCUGAGUUCGACAUGAAACUGUGGAACAAUGGCAUGACUAAUAUAUGGCCGCAAAUGAAUAAUCUGAGCCAGCAGCUGAGCGCAGCUAUGCAUGAGAUAUGGGAUAAGCCCUCUUAUAUGAACAACUAUAAUCUGAAUGAGGACACGCUGCCGAUGCCGACAGGCAGCCAAUCGCCGAGCAGUUAUAUGGAGGAGUAUUUGGAGGAGCAUGACAUGAACGCGGCGGGCACUGGCUACGGCCUGGGCACGGGCCUGUUCAGCGGCAUUACCGCGGAUGAUCUGCAGCCGGGGUCAGUGCAAUGCCUGCCCAUGCCGGGACCCUUUCUGCCCUGCGCCGAUCUCUUCGACUGGUGGACACUGCGCUGUGGCGUUUGGGUGGUGUUCCUCUUGGCCCUGCUGGGAAAUGGGACUGUGGUGUUUGUGCUGGUUUGCUCCAGAUCCAAAAUGGAUGUGCCCAGAUUCUUGGUUUGCAAUCUGGCGGCAGCAGACUUCUUCAUGGGCAUCUAUCUGGGCAUACUGGCGAUAGUGGAUGCAGCUACGCUAGGCGAGUUUCGCAUGUUUGCCAUACCCUGGCAAAUGUCGCUGCUGUGUCAGCUGGCGGGCUUCCUGGCCGUGCUCAGCUCUGAGCUGUCCGUCUAUACGCUGGCUGUGAUCACCUUGGAGCGCAACUAUGCCAUAACCCAUGCCAUACACCUGAACAAACGCCUGACCUUGAAGCAGGCGGGCUACAUCAUGAGCGUGGGCUGGAUCUUUGCUCUGCUGAUGGCUUUGCUGCCGCUGCUGGGCAUCUCGGACUAUCGCAAGUUUGCCGUCUGCCUGCCCUUCGAGACGACGACAGGUGUAGCCAGCCUGACCUAUGUCAUAAGCCUGAUGUUCAUCAAUGGCUGCGCCUUCCUCACGCUCAUGGGCUGCUAUCUGAAGAUGUACUGGGCCAUACGCGGCAGUCAGGCCUGGAAUACCAACGACUCGCGCAUUGCCAAGCGCAUGGCCUUGCUGGUCUUCACCGACUUUCUGUGCUGGUCGCCCAUCGCCUUCUUCAGCAUCACCGCCAUCUUUGGCCUGCAGCUCAUCUCGCUGGAGCAGGCCAAGAUCUUCACAGUCUUUGUGCUGCCGCUGAACAGCUGCUGCAAUCCGUUUCUCUACGCCAUCAUGACCAAGCAGUUCAAGAAGGACUGCGUGACGCUUUGCAAGCACUUUGAGGAGACGCGUGUCGUGGGCGCACCUGCCACACGCGUUGCACGUGGCAAGCGCGGCGGCGUGGAGCUGCCGGCGCCGCCGCUUCUGCCCGCCACUGCCGUUGCGCAUCCGCCCGGUUGCCGCUGCCUGCGCAUGCUGCCCAGCGAAAUGCCCAACUGGCAUAAGAUGGAGCAGACGCCUACGCUCUGGCAGCGCCUCAAGCGCUUCUGUUGUGGCCGGCGUCGACGCAAGCAGCGACGUCAGCCGCAGCAGCGACGUCAGCGCGCCUACACAGCAGCUGCUGCCAAUCCGUAUCAGUAUCAGUUCGCCGAGCUGCGGCAGCAGCGCAAGCAACGCGCCAGCUCCAUCUCGAGCGAGAACUUCUGCAGUUCACGCAGCUCUAGCUGGCGUCACGGCACCAACUCGGCCACGCCCGCGCCCCAGGGCAACUGCACCAUGCCCUUGAAGUUAAUGGAGCCGGGACAGGCCCACACGCAUGGACGGCGGCGGCACUCUGCUUGGCUAAUCACCCGCAAGACCUCACAGGACUCCAAUUUGAGCAGUUCGCGCAACGAUUCCUCCGCCUCGGCCACAACGGCCAGCACCUCAACAUUCCGACUCUCCCGCUCCAGCGCCGGCAGCAGCACGCCCCUUCCAGCAAUUAUAGCUCACAAUGGUAAAGUGACAACCCAUGAGGCGGCGAACAAGCCGCGUCUGGUGCGCCAGGAGGCCGUGCAGGAGGAGGAAGACUCUUCGCCGCCGCGUCUGGGCGUGCGCUUUCUGCCCACGAUACCCUCCGCCGCCGACAGCUCGGUCAUACUGGAAGAUGGCGAGUCGGCGAAUGCGGGCGGUGCUGCCAGCACUAGCGCCGCUGCCUUUUUGGGCAUGCCACUGCCAGGUGUGGCCAGUGGGUUUCUGGUGCUGCAUGCGCCGCCAGCGCAGGACAAGACACCGCCAGAUCCUAGCGAGAAGCCGCCAUGACCAACUCGCUUCUGGUUGAGUUACUUUCGCAGGCCAGAAGCGGAGACUUUUCUCUAGAUGAGAGAACAGCAAACUGUGUUCAUUUAACUGGAGGAGCAAGCGUAGCAUAUAAGUAAACCCCCCACACUCCCCCCUCUCUAGUGUUACGUAGUCAAGUUGUUGUCAGCUGCAAGUUUAUAGCAAAUGCUUUCAUUUCGAUUCAUAGUAUUAUAUAUUACAUCAGUGUAAUGUAUGUAAUUUAUUCAUAGCUGUUAUGCCUUAGUUAAGACACACAUACACACAAACAUAUUUAGGCUAGUGUAAUAUUUUAGCCAUGUCUAUAUUUCGAUGAACUUUGUGCGUUAGGCAGCUUCAGUUAGUGCAAAUAGUAAUAUUUAUAUGUGUAUGUCUGUAUA
Messenger RNA from Drosophila busckii, 4352 nucleotides. RefSeq names its product thyrotropin receptor (gene rk). Gene Ontology annotation, biological process: G protein-coupled receptor signaling pathway. Lineage: Eukaryota; Metazoa; Arthropoda; Insecta; Diptera; Drosophilidae. Gene Ontology annotation, cellular component: membrane. The record is from RefSeq and is a predicted model, not a curated record. Gene Ontology annotation, molecular function: protein binding; G protein-coupled receptor activity; protein-hormone receptor activity.